UUUUUGAUAUAAAAAGUUAAAAGUCAACUGAAAGGUGCAUUUGUAUAUUGAACAGUUGUUAUUUUUCAUUGAAUUCAAUAUAUUUGACGAAAAAUAAUGAUAACAUAAUUUUAACAUGCCUAAAAAUUAAAGACUUCAAACUGUACGAGGUUCUUCGGACCACCUUGUUACCGUCAUUUUCGUCAAAGCUGUAGUCCAUUGAAUUUUAUCUAAUUUUUACGAGAGAUUAAAAGUACGUCUAACCUGUCGUACAAUCUUAUUACGUACUCAAUUUCUGAUAAAAAAUAGUAGCGGCUCGUAGCGGAGACUGGAACUACAAAUUGGCAUAAUAGCUCAUCUGUUAGAUCCAGUAAAAAUGUAAUUAACAGGUUAACUAGUGUCAUCUAAUGGUGUUCCGUGAAACUUAUUUUGAUGAUCAAGGUUUGAGUCUCGACUAAGUGAAUCUUUGUUACGUAACAGGUGAUCCAAAUUAACACUUCGCGUUAGGAACUUGAGCCAAGGAAAAAAGAAGUGAGCGAGCCUUUAAUUUCGACUGAAAAGGGUUCGAGUUCCGGCUAAGGGGAAGACAUCACAAGUUAGUUCUCAACUCUCCGCUAGGAGCCGCUAUUGUCUUUAAUAAAAAAAAUGGAGGUAGUACGAGUCAACCGUAGGUUAGCCAAACUCUUGUUUGUAGCACGACUCGUGAUUAGUCAGGCAGACUUUUAUUUUCUACUAGCCUCUAAUCGACUUCAAAAAUUAGAGAUUUCUUCGAAUGAUUUAUCUGAUAAAAAUUAUGUGUACUACGGCAAAAAACAAGCGGAAUAUAAUUUGUCUUAUAAAUAUCAAUAGAGAAAUUAUGAUGACAUAAUUUAUAUUCGCUACGUGCGACGGAAUCGCGACUUGUUCGACAAAUAAGACACAUUUUUUCACGUCCGCGAAUCCAAUAUUGAACUCGUUGAUACGCGAGUGAUUUAAUUAAUUCACACUCCGAGACACCACACUCGGUGAAUUAAUUAAAUAUCCAAUGGCGGUCUAAUCAGCGCGUACAUUCGAACAUGGACGACAAGACGUCGGACGGCGUCAGUUGUGAUAUGGCUGACGACAGGCCGCAAUUUGGAACGCGAAGCUUGCCUUGCGACGGAAAUAUCUUCCAGCACAAUGCGUGGGAUAACGUUACGUGGAACGAGGAACAAGAAAAGCUCGCACAGCGCAAGGUGGACGAAAAUUCGAUUGUUACAGUGUCCCCUGAAAAACUCUCGGAAUAUGAGACCGACGCUGAUAAAUAUUGGGACAAAUUUUACGAUGUGCAUAACGACGGAUUCUUUAAGAACCGGCAUUGGCUGUUGACCGAGUUUCCCGAAUUAGCGCCUGAUACGGUGAGGCAAAAUACUGAAAGACCAAUGCGGGCUGCGCUUACUGAUAAGGAUAAGAGCCAUGGUGAUAAGCAUAUUAAAAUUCUCGAUUUACCGUGCAAGGAUGGUUGCAGGAUAUUUGAAAUAGGCUGUGGUGUAGGGAACACCGUGUUCCCUAUACUUGCGUAUAAUGCAGACCCAAAGCUGUUUGUAUAUUGUUGCGAUUUUUCCACUAAAGCUAUUGAUAUACUGCAACAAAAUUCCGCGUACAAUGUAGAUAGAUGUAAAGCAUUUGUUCUUGAUGUGACUCAAGAAACAUGGACGACUCCUUUCGAACCUGAAAGCCUGGACAUUGUUGUCCUGAUAUUCGUACUGUCUGCUAUCCAUCCUGAUAAAAUGCAACACGUUGUGCGGCAGAUACACAGGUACUUGAAACCGGGCGGAAUAGUUUUGUUUCGUGAUUACGGCAGAUACGAUUUAGCACAAUUAAGAUUCAAGAAGGGCAAUUGCCUUGGCGAGAAUUUUUACGCGCGUGGAGACGGUACUAGAGUGUACUUCUUCUUGCAAGAGGACGUCAGAACAUUGUUCACCGAUAAUGGCUUUAUAGAAGAACAAAAUUUCGCGGACAGGCGACUGCAAGUUAACAGAGGUAAACAAUUGAGUAUGUACAGAGUAUGGAUUCAGGCGAAAUACCGAAAAGCACUCGUGUAAGAGCAGAAAAGAAGGAAUUUUACAAAAAAGGAUUUACUAAAAUCUCUAUUAGACAAAUCAGGACUUACGCGUAGAAGUGGUGUCGAUUAAUAUAUCGUCAAUACAAACAGAAUAGUUUCUAUAUCCGUAUACUCGAGUAUUUGAGUAUUAUAUACAUUAUAGAAACUACUCGACUUACACUGACAACAUUAGUAAAAAUCUUUUGUAUAUAUUUCUCCUCGUUUUUCUCUAUAGUAUUCUUCUGUUUCGUUCGUCAUUAUUUGGUAUUCAUAAAAAAUUAUCCUGUUUCGCCUGUUAUCUGUUUAAAUGAAAUUUCUCCAAUCCAAAUGUAUAACAGAUGAAUUUGAUUAUGUACGCAAUCAAACGAUAUGUAAUUUUUUAUAUAUGACAAUAAAGUUAUAUAAAAAAAGAAAUAUGUUAUAAAUAUAACAAUAUGGAGUUGUAACGAAAUGAUUUGUAUCGAAUUAUAUUCGGAUUGGUAUCACAUAUUGCGAAUUAUAUUUAAUAUAUAAAUAUAAUUAACAAAAAAAUAAUUCACAACAUAAAAGCCGUAUCUUUUAAAAAGAUUUUCACAUCGUUAAAAUACUCGUAUACAUCGGCAAAUGUAUAAAUAGGAUGCUCCACAAUCCUAUCCUGACUGGUAUUAAAUACUAAUGUAAUUGUGCGGGAAUCUUUCUCCCCCACUGAUUACAAGCGGGAUGAGAAGAUGUGGAUUGAAUAUAAUAGCCGUGUAAUAUUAAAAUAAUUUAAUUCCACAAUUUGACAGAGUCAAGAGGUCGACAAGCCUUUACGCGUCCGCCGCCGAUCCGACGACUUGACGGCGUUAUUCAUUCUCUAAAAUUAGAAUGUAACUGUCAC
Molecule: messenger RNA, 2900 nt
Organism: Dinoponera quadriceps
Lineage: Eukaryota; Metazoa; Arthropoda; Insecta; Hymenoptera; Formicidae
Gene: Mettl2
Product: methyltransferase-like protein 2
Exons: 8
Coding region: 1035-2042 (335 amino acids)
Molecular function (GO): tRNA (cytidine-N3)-methyltransferase activity
Source: RefSeq, a predicted model, not a curated record